This is a messenger RNA of Pelagomonas calceolata, 1935 nucleotides long. Lineage: Eukaryota; Pelagophyceae; Pelagomonadales; Pelagomonadaceae. The record is from the annotation of a GenBank genome assembly.
AUGCCGCGGCGCGCGAGGCAUACGGCCCUCGCCCUGUGCUACGUCACGAUCGCGGCCGCAUUAAGGCCAUCACUAAAAACGAGGCCACGCACUCGUUUACAAGCCGUCGCCUCAAAAGACGUCGAGCCCUUGCUGUUGUGUAAAGACAUUGAAGCUAAAGUGGUCGAAAACGAUAAAGCCAUUUUGAAGGGUCUGGACUUGGAGGUGCGGCCCGGCGAGGUCCACGCCAUCAUGGGCCCGAACGGCUCCGGCAAAUCGACUUUGUCGAAAGUGCUGGCCAGGCAUCCUGCUUACGAGGCCACAAACGGAAUAGCUACGUUAGAGGGCGAGGACUUGCUCGAACUCGAGGCCCAGGACGCGGCCCAGAAGGGCGUUUUUCUGGCCUUCCAGUAUCCCGUGGAAUUACCGGGCGUCGGUAACACCGAUUUUUUAAGGUUGAUGCUCAAUGCCAAAAGAAAAGCGAACGGCGAAGCUGAGCUGGAUCCGUUGGAAUUCUUGGGCGUGGCCAUGGAGAAGUGCAAGAUCGUGGAGAUGAAUCCCGACUUUCUCCAGCGGAACGUCAACGAGGGGUUCAGUGGCGGCGAGAAGAAGAGGAACGAAAUAUUGCAGAUGGCCAUGCUCGAGCCGAAAUUAGCUAUACUAGAUGAGACCGAUUCGGGGUUGGACAUCGAUGCUCUCAGAACCAUCAGCGAAGGCAUCAAUCGCCUCAAACGGGACGACAACGCGUUCGUCGUCAUCACGCACUACCAGCGUUUGUUAGAUUACGUCAAGCCGGACUUCGUCCACAUCAUGAGAGAUGGUAGGAUUGUGAAGACGGGCGGGCCGGAACUAGCCUUGGAGCUCGAGGCGAAGGGCUACGUCGACGAGGUGCUGAACGGCUAGGGCGGGGGGCGUAAAGGUACCGUGAGGUAGGCCCUGUGCACGUCCACGCCAUCGAGCCGGCGCGGUCCCGAGGACACCGUCGUCGCGUCGAUGGCCUAAGCUCCACGCCAUCGAGCGGAUUUGGCUACGGAGACAACGUCGCGUCGAUGGCGUGGGGCGCCCGAAUUUGAUUUCCGCCGGCCCCUAGGCUCCUAUAGGAAAAAUAAAAAAAGUGAAAGAGAAGCCAAAUUUCAGCUCCCGAGGCAAGGAGGAGCAAGCCCACGCACCUGCAGGCCCGAGGCGCGGCUCUCGGGGGCGUAUCAUCCUCUCCCGAAUCAUUCUCGCGUGAUUCAAGUGCGGAAAAACUAAACCAUGAAUUUUUUUUGUCCAUAGCAUAGCCCGUACGCCGGUCGCGCGACCGGUUUCACCUCAGGCAAUCGCGCAAUGAUCGAGCUCCCGACGCGCGCCGGCAAGGACGACGCCGCGAGCCUCCUCGAAAGCGCCGACGCGGCCGCGAGCGACGAGCCCCGCGCGCCGUCGCCGUGGGCGCGCCUCGCGUCGAGGCUCGCGACGCCGCUGCUCCCGGACGCGGGGGGUCCGCGCGGCCGCCUCGCGAAGUUCCUGGGCCUGUCCUACGCCCUGCUCCUCGGCGCGUUCUAUUUCGUCCGCGCCCACGGCGACGACGUCGCAUGGGAGCGGGACGCCGACUUGACGGUAAAAGACCUCCACACCUUCGACCUGGCCGCCGUCGCGCUCGACGCGCUGUGCUACUUCGUCGUGGGCCGCUGGUGGGCGCGGGCGGGCGCCGACCGCGCGUCCGUCCUCGUACCAGCGCUCGCGGGUAUAUAUAUAUUCUCGGCCGUCGGCGGGCGCUGGCACUACUCGAUCUCCCUCUUUUCGAUAAAGUGCCUCUGGCCCCCGUCCCUCGUCGCGGCGGCCCUCCUCAUCGUCGGCGUCGUCGUCGCGUUCGUCGUCCUGCACGCGGUCGCGUUCUACCGCGACGGGGUCCUGCUCGGUCGCUGCGUCGAGGUCGCGGCGACGGCGAUGAUUUUCGUGCUGCCGGUCUGCCGAAAU